AUGUCCUUCUACGCAGCACCAAACCACCAGCGGAGUCUGCGCGCCUGCAUGGUCUGCUCCGUCGUCCAAACACACACGAAAUUCAUGCGCGACGGCUGUCCAAACUGCGAGAACGUCCUUCAACUCAGCGGAAACACCGACGCCAUCCAAGAAUGCACGUCGCAGGUCUUCGAGGGGUUGAUUGCCGUACGCGACCCGAACGCCAGCUGGGUGGCGCGCUGGCAACGGUUGAAUAACUAUGUCCCGGGGACAUAUGCGACCAAAGUGACGGGGACGCUCCCGGAAUAUAUUAUCAACAGCCUCGAGGAUUCCGGUGUCAAAUACGUUCCCCGCGACGGAAGCACCGGUGAGGAAGAGUCAUGA
Messenger RNA from Penicillium riverlandense, 363 nucleotides. RefSeq names its product transcription elongation factor SPT4 (gene spt4). The record is from RefSeq and is a predicted model, not a curated record. Gene Ontology annotation, biological process: mRNA processing; chromatin organization; regulation of transcription elongation by RNA polymerase II. The transcript has 3 exons. Lineage: Eukaryota; Fungi; Ascomycota; Eurotiomycetes; Eurotiales; Aspergillaceae. Gene Ontology annotation, molecular function: RNA polymerase II complex binding; zinc ion binding. Gene Ontology annotation, cellular component: nucleus; DSIF complex. The coding region runs from base 1 to 363 and encodes 120 amino acids.